Messenger RNA from Trichoderma atroviride IMI 206040, 5910 nucleotides. NCBI's taxonomy places the organism in Eukaryota, Fungi, Ascomycota, Sordariomycetes, Hypocreales, Hypocreaceae. The record is from RefSeq and is a predicted model, not a curated record.
AUGGCCAUUUCCGUUCUCCUCGUCUCGACAGUGAUAUUUGCGGCAAUCCUGUCAUUUGGCCUGGCGCUGCUUAUUCCUCGUCCGCACAUGAAUCUUCAUAGACAAGUGCAUAUACCCCGCAAAAGUCCACGGAAAUACCUGACCAUCAGGAUCUCCAACAUCCCUCGCGAUGUGACUAGAGAUCAGUUCCGUGGCAUUUUAAGAAGCCUAUCCAAAACUACCUCAGACUUCACCUCCAACAAUAUACUGGCAUGGUCUUUCACACCUGCUGCCAUCGCUGGUCUUUCAGAGCGCUUUUGCGUAGCCACCGUUACAUUUCACGUAGCUCCAGCGCUCAGCGAUCUGGAAGUGUCUUUGAAGCGCAAACUCGGCGAGGGAGCUACUCGCUUGCUUGUCGACGAAGAUUUCUUCGGACUCACACCUCUGGCCGCUCCCCUACAAAACCCAGCAGUAGAUAUAAUUGCAGUGACCGGGCUGUCUGGGCAUGGUUUUGGCUCUUGGAAGGCGAGAGGCAGGCCAGAUAUGUGGCUUCGCGAUUUCCUUCCGCCCUCAGUUCCAAAUGCGCGCAUCAUGAUAUACGGCUACGACACCAAAUUACCAGGAAUCAAAACGUCUAGGUCUGGAGAUUCUAAACACCGGCCCCUUUUAUUUAUUGGACACAGUCUCGGAGGUCUCGUCUUAAAGCAGGCUCUUGUUCAAGCGUGUGAUGGCAGUGACGAUGACAAAGCCAUUUUCAUGUCGUGUUUUGCGCUUAUGCUAUUCGGUGUUCCUAAUAGAGGCCUUGAAACUUCAAGCCUUAUGGCUAUGGUCAAAGGACAACCAAAUGAAGCAUUAAUAAGAGAUCUUUCAGAGUCGUCACGUUUCUUAAGUCUACUACAGAGCAUGUUUUACGAGCGAUUCACAAUCGACAGCUCACGCAUCAUUUGUGUUUAUGAAACACAAAUGACACCCACAGUUGAAUGGUCUGUGAAAACAGCGUCAUGGGAAAGGACUGGGCAAAAGGUUAUGAUGGUACCGCAUACUUCUGCAACGCAUGUCAGUAAGAACGAAAAAGCAUAUGACCAUCUUCCUAUUGAUGCAGAUCACUCCGAUAUUGUCAAAUUCCAUGACCCAUCCAACCAAGAUUACGCUAUUAUAGAAGCAAGGAUCAGGCAAUUAACAGAUCAAGCCCUCCCGAUUGUUAAAUCGCGGUUUCUCAGUCACCAAAAAAAGCUAUCAGCUUUGGAAUCUCAGUAUAUCAACACCCUCAACUCUCCAACCUAUGACUGGUUUAGACAUGGCAAGGUUGAUGACCCGGCACCUGGGACACUUCGUUGGUUCUUACGCGAAAAGCAAUUUCUUUCUUGGAAAGAUAGCAACGAGUCCUCUAUUCUGUGGAUCAGAGGAUCAGCAGGCCAAGGGAAAACAGUUUUGGCCAAGUUUCUCCUGGAUCACUUGGAGCGCGCCACCUCUGACUCUGGUUCUAGACCUACGGUCAUCUAUUUCUUCUUCUACGACCAGGAUCAAAAUCUCCGAACCGUGGAUGCCGCACUAAGAUCGCUCAUCAAACAACUCAUUCUGCAUCGCCGCGGACUUGCUUUCCAGGCGAUUUCCGAAAAGUUUGACAUCGAGUCGCCUGUUAUACCAGAGUACAUAUUGUGGAGGGUUUUAGAAGAACUGCUACGUGCACCUAUUUUUGGCACUAUAUACUGUGUAUUUGACGCGCUGGACGAGUGUCGGGACGACUCACCGACCCCUAGAUUGCCAGACUUCUUUUCAAAGCUCGUUAAAUCAUCAUGUAUGAGCAAACAAACUGACCUCGUCAUCAAGGCACUCAUGAUUAGCCGCCCGAAAGUAGAGCUGAGCCGCGUGCUGGAACAACGCCCGUUCAUACAUUUAAAAGCCAAUCCUCAAGAUCUGGAAGCGUUUAUUCGGUCUCAGAUUGACAAAAUUGGAUUGAGUGACGAUCUUCAUGGUAAUGCGAUUAAGCUGCUGACGAGCCGGGCCGGGCAGACUUUCAUCUGGAUAUCUAUUGUUCUGAAGAAGAUCAAAGCUGUAACUUCACCGCUAUCGGAAGUGGAUAUGGAGAAAAUCAUCACUCAGAGUCCUUCAGACUUGACAGCUCUAUACGAAGAUAUCAUGACACAAGUCAUGCGAAGCGAGAAUUUAAUACAGCAGAAACUUCUUGCUUGGGUUGUUUACGGCCAACAAGCUUUGACUUUGCCCGAGCUGCAGGAAGCUCUAUCCGUUCAGUCCGAUUCUAGUAGCGCAGAAUCCGCGAAGAAACAUAUGAUACGACUUACAGAGUACGUGGUCACCAGUGUCGCGAUCCUGGAAAUUAGUCUUGGGAGAGUCUAUUUGAUACAUCAAUCCGCAAAAGACUUUCUCCUCGUGAGCGGGCAUCUGGCUGCUGCCGAGUUCUGCCGCAUUCUUCGCCCUUCUGCAUAUCUGGGAAGGAUCUGCAUGGUAUAUCUGUGUUUUUCAGAGUUCAAGAGCGGGCCUUGUCGUGACCGUGCCGAGCUGGACCAGAGGAUCCGACAGUACCCCUUUCUUCGCUACGCUGCGCGAAAUUGGCACCGUCAUAUCCAGGCUGAGGACGAUAUCAGCGGCUUCGCCAGUAUCAUCCGUCAAGUAACAGAACCCAAGUCCCCCACACUCCAGACGUGGGGGGAGGUUGCUGGCAUACUGGAUCUCGACAAAGCAGAGACUGUAUGGGAUAUUGCGACAAGAGCUCACAUCCCGUGGCUGCCUGAAUUGUCUGAAUUUCGUGCCAGAGGCACCAUUGUCGACCAAAGCAGAGUUAAACUAGCGGCCCAUAGCGGCCUUGCGGGUUCCGAUGCUUUGAGUGCCCUCGUGAGACGCGGCAACGUUCAAUUUACCAACGAAGCCGGCCAAGCAAUUGCUCGCUACUUUGACCAAGGAAUGAUGCAAUCGUUUUUGGAAAGCAGUAGGCGUGUCAUUGUAACACCAUCUCUCAUGAGAGCAGCCGCAGCUAAUGAGAGGUAUGGUGCCUCGGUGAUACGCUUAUUAUUGAAGAGCCUUGAUGAGUUUGUGAUUACAGAUGACUUUGUGAUGAUGCUGGAAAAAAACCAUAACUGCAGACAUGACAUCAUGGAAUUCCUCUUACACGAGAAUGUGAAGAUUUCCAAUGAUGCGCUGGCCAAUUUAGUGAGAAUCUUUGGUGCAAAAAUCAUCAAGUUCGUGCAGAGUUCACAGUGGGACGAUACUUUGAUCACAGAAGCUGUCGUUAUAGCUGCGGCUGAUUGUAAAGACGGAGAAGAAGCAAUGACUCUGUUACUUGAGCAGCGUGAGAAGGAUAUUGAGAUCACAGAGGAAGUUCUCAGAACAGUCGCCGCAAGUCGUGAAAGUCAGAGUUCAGCUGUGAUGAGACUACUGAUGAAGCGAGUGAACAAAGCUGAAAUCACUGAGAAAAUCAUCAUAGCUGCCGCCCAUAAUUGGAAGACGGGCAUGGAGAAACUGUCUCUUUUACUUGAAGAGCGCAAAGAGAACAUCCAGAUCACCGACGAUAUUUUUCGAGCCGCGGUAGGGAAUUACAGCGAUAGCAAAGCUAUGACCUUGCUUCUUCUUGAGAGCAAUGACAACGAGAUUGAAGUCACAGAAGACAUGAUUAUAGAUUCGGCGAGUGGUUCUGACACCAGCAGGGCGGUAAUGGCAUUGCUCUUUGAGAAAUCUGAUAAUAAGCUUCAAAUUACAGACGGUGUCCUUGAAGCUGUGGUAAGGUAUACUGGGAAUGGUGGAGCACUCAUAGCAUGGCUUUUUGAAAAGCAUGGGGAUAAGGUCCAUCUUACAGAACCUGUCACAAUGGCCGUCGCAUCUUCUUGGGACGCGGAUGUAGCAAUGGAGCUGCUUUUUGAGUAUCGUGAGAGUGAAAUUAAAUUUACAGAAAACUUGAUCAAAUCUGUGGCAAAAAGCUAUCGCGGUAGCACAAAGGCGAUGGCUGAACUCCUUGAUACGCAUGGAAACGAAAUCGAGAUUACAGAGGAUAUCCUUGAAGCUGUAGCAGAGAAUGACGGCAGUGGACUUGCAACGAUGAGGCUUCUUCUUGAUCGACGGCCAAAAGAGGUCAAAAUAACAGAGAAGGUGAUGGAAGCUGCUGCAGGCAACCGGGUCAGCUCAGAGCUGGUACCGCUGCUUUUAAAGGAGCGCGGGGAUGAGAUUCAAAUCACCGAAAAUAUAGCAAAGGCUGCGGCGGCGAACGCGUACGGUCGCUCGGCCAUGGCGCUGCUCCUUGAGAAGCGCGGGAGUGAGUUCCAAAUCACAGAAGAGGUGAUCAAAGCAGCUGCAAGGAACAUGCACAGCGAUGUCUUGACACUCCUUCUUGAGAAGUAUGGAAGCCGGAUCAAGAUUACAGAAGAAGUCAUCAAGGCCGCUGCAGGGGGUUACUGCAAGGAGGCGGUCGGACUCGUUCUCGAGAAAUGCGACAAUGAGGUCAAAAUUACAGAGGAUAUCAUCAAAGCUGCUGUUGCAGGCUCGGAUGAUUGCACUUUGGUCAUGGCGGUACUUUUCGAAAAAUAUGGAAGCAAGAUUGAGAUCACAGAGGAUGUCAUUAUAAAUGCUGCUCGUAACGAUUGCAACGCUGCACCAAUCUUGACGCUUCUUCUUCGCAAAAACAAUGCCAAAAUCACAGAGCGCAUCACUAAAGCUGUGGCGAAAAAUUCCACUUGCGGGAGAGCAAUGAUGAUUUGGCUUUUAGACAAGUACGGGAGCGAGAUUGAAAUCACAGAGGGUGUGGUUAAAGCCGCAGCUGAAAACAGGGAAAACAGCAGAGCAGUUUUGGCUCUUCUUUUCGAAAAAUGCAGAGGAGAGAUCAAAGUCACAGAGAAAAUCAUAAAGGCUGCCGCUCGCAAUAGCAGGGCGGCUUUGCUAUUCUUGCUGGAGAAGUUUGGGAACGAGAUCCAGAUCACAGAGAAUAUCGUAAAGGCGGCCGCAAAAAAUGCAGGGAGCGGUAGAGCAGUUAUGCUGCUGCUUUUCCAGACAUUUGGAGAAAUGAUUAGGAUUUCAGAAGAUGUGGUUUUAGCUGCGGUCAGAUGUAGGGGAGGCAGCAGGUCAGUCAUGCAAUUGCUCUUCAAAGAGCGCGGAACCGACAUUAAGAUUACCGAGCGAAUCAUGAUAGCCGCCGUGAAGAGUACCAGAGGAAUUGCAGCGCUUCUCUUGGAGGAGCGUGGACACGAGAUCGAAAUAACAGAGGACAUACUGAUAGCUGCUGCAGGGAAUGUGGAACACGGCGAAGAGUUGAUGGAUCUACUUCUUGAUAAGCGACUCAGCGACGUUUCAGCCUUGAUACGGGACUCGGUAUGUCUUGCAGCCGCUGCAUCUGGGCAGCACAACGUCCUCAAGCUCUUAUGCAAUCGCCAUGGGUUUCUCCCUCUCCGUAAAGAGUGGACUGAUAUUGCGGCCUUGUUCAACGCUGCCAAGGAUGGAGACGUGGCAGCCGUCAAGAGGCUUCUGAAAGAGGGAGUAGAGCCCGAUGUGAAGAAUGCCGACAUUGCACUCGUAACUCCGUUAUGGGCUGCUGCUUGUUAUGGUCACACGGCCAUUGUGGAGCUGCUCACGCAACGGAAAGAUGUCAACGUCAACGUCUUGUCGGACGCAGGCGAAUCGCCGAUAUACCGGCCAGCUGCGCAAGGAGAAGAGGCCAUUGUCAAGUUGCUGCUGGCUGCUGGCGCAAAAGUCGAUUUUGUGGAUGAGGACGGCAAGACACCGGCUUCUGUGGCGAGAAAGAACGGACAUGGGAGGAUAGCUGACAUGUUGGAGCGAGUGAGCUCCGAGAGAAGUGAAUUCGGUAGCGUUGAUACCAUCUGAGAGGUUUGGCUGAGCCUACGCAAGAUUGUUUACCAUGUAAUUGAGUCCAUAUACCUUGUAUAAGCGAAUAUGUAUGCACCAGUAAAAGAAGGCCAAUGGUGUCGAGUU